UGUAGGAAUGACAAUUAAGGUACUGUUACUGAAUACACUUGUUUUCAAUUAAACAAUAUUUUGAAAUGUAUUGAAACCACAUACAUAUGCUUGAAAGAUAUGAACUUGUCAUUGGUAAUAGCAAAUUUUACAGCCAUACAAUUGCAGUGCAGAAAACAACAACAUUUAAAUGUAGCUAUCUUCUUUGGCCUCCCACCAUAAUAAAACAAACUGUGCUUAUCUAUCUAUGUCUCUGUCUAACAAAGCUGAGGACACACAUACACAGUGCUUUUGUUCGUGCUGGGGUCCUGAGUGCUGGGGUUCAGAGCAGGCAGGCAGCUGAGCCCAGUCUUGCAGUCUUGUGCAUUCUCAGGGACGUGCCUGGAGUGGACAAAUCAUGCUCAUUGGGUGGGAGAGGGACUCAGCGCUGUACCCAAGAUGAAGGAGGAGAGGAGGAAGACUUCCUUGAAAGAAGACACAGCCAUUCCUUCGCUAUUUUCACUCUUCGGCCUCCUCCUUCUUUUCCAGGCAGGUAAGUGAACCCUUUCAAACUUCAUGACUUACUUUUUGGGAAACACAAUGUGGUAAAGAACUAGUGGCUGAAUCAGGAAUGAAUAGAUCGUUUGAAUGAAUAGAUAUGUGACUAUAUUGGCAAAUAUGUUUAUCACAUUGUAGUCAGGUAAUAUGUGAUAAGGCGAUCAAGUAGAGAUAUUUGAGAUUUACACAGCUGUCCUAUUUCAAUUCACAAAUUAUUUUUACAUUGUUUUGUUAGCAAAUUCAUUUGAAAAUGUAUUUGGUUUAUAAUACAUCAUUUGGUUGUGACCAUUGUUCCUUUAUGUACUUUAUCAAUUAAUUAAAUACUAUGUUAAAGUAAGCUAAGUGCUGUACAACAUAUUUAAUUGGCCCAGGCAGUGUAAAUUGUUUUGUCCUGGAGUACCCUCUGUGUGGAUUAGCUCCAAGGCACAGGUCUAUUCAGCCAUACAGCUGUAGUGAAAAGAGCCUGGGUGAGCUGAGCUGUUGUUGGGAUGUAAAUGGGGGAAGCAUAGGUUAAGCAUUAUGAUAUUACGAGAAGAGGUUUUGGGGGACUUGGAGUUGGAGUUGGAGCCCAGGCGAGGCAGUGGUUGGGGUUUCUCUGCAUUAGGAGCCUGGCUCAGCCUGCUUCUGCUGUGUGGCUGUGUGUUGUGUCAUUGUGACCAUCCACUACUAGCAGAAUCACUGAACCCUUGUGUCUCCUGCUUCUACAAUCACAAAGAGCAUGUCUCUCCCAGUGGCCUUUUAUACCACGGGAGGGAGGAAAUCAGUCCAACAAUCCUGGCCUUUGUCCCCCCCCCCCCCCCCCCCCCCCCCCGACAACCUCCUUCAGGCUGAAAAUUGUUGCCACGACGAUCAAGCGAUGCCACGCAUACACGCUACAGGGAGCAGAGCUGUGGCCGAGGAGGGUCGGUGCCAGACGCUCUCUCUCUCUCUCUCUAUUGCUCCAGCAUGACAUGCAACAGCCCAUCCGUUAGGUACAACGCCCAUCAGUGGCUCUAGCCAAUGGCUACAUGUGGUCGAGGAUGUGGUGACUUAAUGGAAACUCCACUGUGAGUAUAAUGGCGUUACUGUGUGUGGUUUCCAGGGCAGAACGAGACUCUAAAGGAUUAUAUGUGGGUUAUGUUGUAAACCAUCCUCCUGUAUGCUCAAGGGGGAUCCAUUAAUGGUACACAAAUCAAAACAGAUGUAAUAUGUUGGCCUUAUUUGGAGAGGUCCUGUCCUGUUAUUGCAUUUUCACUGAAUGAUUGACUGUGGUAAAAAUGAGGAGGUUCGAGGGCGCCGUUUUCACUUGUAGAUUUAACUGGAUUUUGAGUAGUCUUGAUUUCAAAAGUCUGCUUUCAAGAAUAAAAGUUAGAUCUACUCCUGGACUAAUUUAGGGAAUGGAGUGAAAAAUAUAGGCCCAUAUCUGACUUUAUUUCAUACUGUAUAUCUCUGAACGCAUAUAAAGACAAAAUACCUUAUAAAGACAUUAGGACCUUAUACUAGAGCAGAUCACUCUGCUUGUAGUGAACGUGGUUACGGUAAUCAACCACUUACAGCCAUCAAAUCGUCCUGCACGCAUGCGAUCACUAUAUCCUGCACUGUAUGGUCUGCCACAGUGUUCACUGAACGUCAUGUGUUGGGCUGUGUCCAUGUAGUCAGAGUAGCUGGCGUCAACAUCACCAGUCAGGCUCAUCUGGUCCGAGGCACGUUGGGUGGCGAGGCCCUCCUCUCCGUCAGCUACACCAGCACCAGCUCCGACCAACCGGUCAUCAAGUGGCAGCUGAAGAGGGACAAGCAGCAGCCCGUCACCGUAGUCCAGUCCAUAGGCACCAGCAUCAUCGGGAACCUGAGGACCGAGUACAGGGACCGUAUCAUGGUGUUUGAGAACGGGACCUUGCUCCUCCACAACCUGCAGCUGUCUGACGAGGGGGCCUAUGAAGUGGAGAUCUCCAUAACGGAUGAUGCCUUCACUGCGGAGCGCAACAUCAACCUCACCGUAGAUGGUAGGAAGGUUUCCUCUGUAGCUCAUUUUCAUAGAGCAUGGCGCUUGCAACGCCAGGAUAGUGGCUUCUAUUCCCAGGACCACCCAUACAUACACUGUAUGUAGAAUAUUUAGGCACGCAUGACUGUAAGCCGCUUUGGAUAAAAGCGUCUGCUAAAUGGCAAAUUUAGUUACUAUUUCAGUGAUUGAUAUUGUAUUUACAAUACGGCUCAGGCUACCAUAUAAAAUGAACAGUCCAACAACUGACCAACUAUUGACCGUAGUGACCUUAGUGAAUUUACAUCACACAAUGCUAUUCCAGACAGAGGUGUAAGGCUAAAAAGUGUGGUCACACUUUAAACAAAGUUUAUCUAAUAGCAGCCUUUAGAAGUUAUUUCUAAGGCCUACUUUAAAAAGUACCCAGCUUGUUAUUUCUUCACAAAUCGUUUACUGGUAUAAGCAUACUAUGUAAACAGUGGAAUACGGGUUUAUAUAGUCACCUGUAGUGAAUCUAUUUGACAUGUUGUGUAUUGACCCCACAGUACCUGUGUCCAGACCCCACGUCCAAAUGAUAGCCUCCUCUGUGCUGGAGUUGAGUGAACUCUUCACCUUACACUGUUCCCACGGCGAUGGCACCAAGCCCACCUAUGGCUGGCUGAAAGGGGGCAAGGUGCUGACCAAUGACUCGCGCCUGCGCCUGUCACAUGACCAGAAGUAUCUGACCAUCGCCCGAGUGCUGAUGUCAGACGAUGACAUCUACAGCUGUACAGUGGAUAACCCAAUCAGUAGCAUGAGGAGUGUGCCUGUCAAACUCACUGUCUACAGUAAGUAGAACUACUUGCUCCUUAGUAAGCAUAUUUAUCUUGAUUGCUUCAACAUGUACCUGUCAGAGAAAGGUUGAGAUACAAGUUCAUUAUCAAGAAACCUAAUUGAUACAAGCUUAGAGGGACAGCCGUGGAACAUGCAGACUGCAGCGAGAGAGAGAGAGAGAGAGAGAGAGAGAGAGAGAGAGAGAGAGAGAGAGAGAGAGAGAGAGAGAGAGAGAGAGAGAAUAAUCCAGUGAAAAGCAUGAGUUAUUUAUGAGGGCCAGUAGAUAAAGGAAGCCGGUGGAGCUGAGGUCUUGCCUCAGUGGAGCACACUAAUCCUUACUUCAUUAUUCCCCUACUGAGACAAGGGCUGUGUACCAAAUGACACUCUAUUCCCUUUAUAGUGCACUACUAUUGACCAUGAUCCAUAGGGCUCUGGUCAAAAGUAGUGCACUAUAUAGGGAAUGUGGUGCCAUUUGGGACGCUACCACAGAGCGACGAGAGAUCAGCUAGCCCAGUAAGGGUCCUGUAUUCCCUCCGUACAUACAGCCCUGUACAAAGUCUCAAAGCAGACCCUUUCAAUCGUAGCUUUCACACACAGACCUGGCUGGCACAGCUAGUGCUGGAAAGCCUGGUUGCAGAUCUGUUUGUGCUGUCUUGCCAACUCCUAUCGUCAUUGUUGCGCCAAAAGUUGGCAAAACAGCACAAAUAGAUCCAGUACCAGGCUAGGAGAACCUAGCAUUUUUACGCAUUCUGGAACGGUUCCAUUUUAUUAGAUGUUAUUGGGGCCUCCACUAAAAGUUCUACAGUGGAGUGUGUAAAGACAGGCCUAUAGUAGAGAAAGAGGAGAGUGUAGCUAAUUUCCAGAGCCCGAGAGGUGACAUCUUUGUCCAGUCCGAGUGGACUCUUUGCUUGUACAGUGGUGAAGUGUUUGCGGUGUGUAAGAACGGGCUACUCUGUUGACCAUAGGCUUCAUUCCUUUGCUAGGACGGAGUUCCCUGUAUAUCAUUCUUUCCACCGGGGGCAUUUUCCUCCUCAUCACCCUGGUGACUGUGUGUGCCUGCUGGAAGCCCUCCAAAAAGUAAGAGCUCCACAUUGUGCCUCCAUCUCCCUAUUUGCUUUGAUAUGUCUCAAGGACCAGAACUAAGCACUGGGCAAGGAGCAGGCGGCUAGAUUUGUAAUGCCCUGGCCUAGCUCUCUACUACUCUGCAGUCCUGCAGGCGCAUGUCCAAUGUUACACUAACGUUCUGACACUGAUAGCAUCAUGUGGGAGGGAUUCUAUGUCUGUUGUUUACAAUGCAAUGAUAAUGGUAUCCCACUAGCCUGGUGCCAGAACUAUUUGUGCUGUAUAGCCUACUCCUAUGGUUGUUGUCAAUGUUGUGGCUAUACAGCACAAACAGAUCUGGGACCAGGCUAGAAUUACACUGCAGUAUUGCAGUAUUUUUGUUCUCGAGGAGACAGAAUGUAAAUGGGCCACUGCAUGAGUAUACAUGUGUAACACUCAUCUCCUAUCUGUCUAUCAUUGGGGUUAAGAAAGAAGCGGCGGGCUGACAUGGCAGCCAUGUUGCAGAGAUCUCCAGUAUAUGUAGAGAGGAGUGACAUCAGUCAGGACGGUAAGGGGAGAGAGGGAUGUGAGCUGUGUUUUUUGAAUGUGUGAUAUUCUUUGUUCCCCACACUAAUUAUUACGUUUAUUUAUUGUUUCUAUUUCAGAUAUUUGAAUGCAAACCUUUUUAGAUGGAUAGAUUUCACGGCAAAGUUUUUGCAGAGUAGGUCUACACCACAGGAAGCUGCUAAGGGGAGGAUGGCUCAUAGUAAUGGCUGGAAUGGAGUAAAUGGAAUGGUAUCAGACACAUGGUAACCAUGGAAACCACGUGUUUGAUGUGUUCGAUACCAUUCAAUUUAUUCCGUUCCAGCCAUUACUAUGAGCUGGUCCUCCCCAAUUAAGGUGCCACCAGCCACCUGUGGCCUACACACAUUGCUCAGUUUGUACAGUUGUUCACACAUUCUUUCAUUUGCAGUUGAUAUGGUGCCAAAAACAAUAGCCCAUGGGACACAUGGCCGUAGGAGCCCAAUGGCUCUUUACGUUGUCAAUGAAGAUGUAAGUCACUGAUUUUUCAAUUACUAAAGACUAGUUUAUUUUCAAGAAUGUCGCUAGUUUUCCAUUAUUUUUUCUGCUUAACUCUAUUCCUUCAUUGUUGUUGCAGGACAGUCUCGAAGGUGAGGACGAGUGUUCAGCCAACUCCAUCAGCCCCUCAGACCUCGCCCUGCCCGGUUACCCCAGCCCCCUCCCACCGUCCUCCCACUCACCCGAGGCACCCACCCGGACCGUCCGCAAAUACCCUCGUACCCCUGUGCCCUCACCCCCUGCCACCCCACUCAAGCCCCCUGGCCAGCCACUUGUCAUAUCCUCAGCUCCACCCCCUGGUUCACCUCCACAUGUCCAGAGCUCAGGGCGUAAACUCCGCCCUCCUGUGGGCAUCCCCACCAAUCAACAGACAGAUGAGCCCCCGGCCACCCCAAAGGCCGACAACCAGGAU
This is a messenger RNA of Coregonus sp. 'balchen', 5819 nucleotides long. Lineage: Eukaryota; Metazoa; Chordata; Actinopteri; Salmoniformes; Salmonidae. The record is from the annotation of a GenBank genome assembly.